AUGGCCUAUUCUGAUCCCAAGGGCAUUAAAAUCGCCAUUGACAGAGGUGGUACCUUCUGUGAUGUCAUUGCGAAAAUUCCAGGCCAGCCCGAUUUCGUGUUCAAGCUCUUAUCAGUAGAUCCUCAGAACUACAAGGACGCUCCAACCGAGGGAAUCAGACGAGUGCUUGAGAAAGCCCAUGGGGUCACCAUCGAGAAACUGGAGAAAUUGACAAUUGAUUCAAUUGACUCGAUCAGAAUGGGCACCACCGUGGCCACAAACGCUCUCUUGGAGAGGAAAGGUGCUGCUGUGGCUCUCGUAACCACUAAAGGGUUCAAGGACGUGUUGAAGAUUGGUAACCAGACGAGACCCCAUAUCUUCGAUUUGACCGCUAAAAAAUUAGGUCACUUGUAUACCGAGGCGUUGGAGAUCGACGAGAGGGUCACGAUGGAGUCGUUCACUGAAGGUGGAGGGGACAAGCUUGACUUCAACGUGGAAAAUGAUCCAGAGCUCAGGACCGGUGUUUCAGGAGAUAUCAUAAGGGUGCUUAAAGAGCCCGACUACGCUGUUGUGGAGGGUCAAUUGCAGGAGUUGUGGAACCAGGGCCACAUUAAAACAUUGGCCUUAUGCUUGUUACAUGCCUAUGCCUACCCUGAACACGAGCAGAAGGUGGCUGCCAUCGCCAAGAAGAUUGGCUUCACGGUCUCUGUGUCCCACGAAUUGCAACCUAUGAUCGGCAUGGUCAACAGAUGCUCGUCCACUGUAGCCGAUGCAUACUUGUCUCCUGUCAUCAAUGAGUAUAUCCAAGGCUUCGGUGAAGGCUUCGAAGGCGGCCUCGAGGCCUUUGGAAACAAGUUGCUCUUUAUGCAAAGUAAUGGUGGCUUGUGUCCUUGGUACAAGUUUACAGGACUAAAGGCAAUUUUGUCGGGUCCAGCUGGUGGAAUGGUUGGUUAUGGUGAAACCUGUUAUGAUGACAAGACGGGCGAGGCUGUUUUGGGCUUUGAUGCUGGUGGAACGUCCACUGAUGUGUCUCGUUAUGCUGGCUCUCUUGAGCACAUAUACGAGACUGUUGUGAGCGAGGUGCAAUUGCAGACUCCCCAGUUGGACAUCUCCACUGUGGCUGCUGGCGGAGGGUCUAUGCUCUUCUGGAGAAAUGGCAUGUUUGUGGUUGGACCCGAGUCAGCAGGUUCCGAUCCAGGUCCAGCAUGUUACCGAAAAGGAGGUCCCUUGACUGUCACAGAUGCCAAUUUAUUUUUGGGAAGAUUGUUGCCGGAGUACUUCCCCCAAAUCUUUGGUCCCAACCAGGACCAGCCUUUGGAUGUUGAUGUGACAAGAGCGAAGUUCUUGGAGCUUACAAAGCAAAUUAACAGCGAAGGCUCUUCGUAUACACCUGAGGAAGUUGCCUCUGGUUUCUUGAAGGUUGCUGUCGAGGCCAUGGCUCGUCCGAUCAGAAACUUGACCGAGGCUAAGGGCUUCAAUGUCUCGGAGCAUAAGCUUGCCUCUUUUGGAGGUUCGGGUGGUCAGUUCUCGGUGGGUUUGGCCAAAAACUUGGGCAUAAAUGAUGUCGCUAUUCAUAAAUAUUCGUCCUUGCUUUCCGCAUACGGUAUUUAUGUUGCUGACAUUGUCAUUGAAAAACAGUCGCCAACUUCUUUUGCCUACAACAAAGAUAACGUGAGAAAAAUCGACGACAAAGUUGAGCAACUCACAAAAGUCGCCUACGACGAAUAUGAGGCUCAGGGCCAUAAAGGCUUCGACACUAAAGUUGAGGUCUUUUUAAACAUGCGCUAUGUUGGAUCUGACACACAUUUAUUAAUCUUAAACGAUGGCAAACACAAUGCCGAUGAAAAAUUCAUCGAAAGACACAGGAAGGAGUUUGGGUUUUCCUUAGAUAGAAAGGUCAUUGUGGAUGAUGUCCAAGUCUUGUUAUUUGUCCAGUCUAAAGAUAAGCAGGCGAGCAAUCCUUACGAAGAGUAUCGAUCAUGUACUAGUCCAAGUGUUGUCGGUCCUUCUGAAGUUGUCAGAAAGCUCUACUUUGAAGACAGUGGCUGGAAAGAUUCCCAUGUUUACGAGCUUCCAAACUUGAAACCGGGCAUCAUUAUUCAGGCACCAGCGGUGAUCAUCGAUAGCACACAAACAAUCAUCGUCGAGCCAGGGUCCAAGGCUGCAAUUUUGAAGGACCACGUUCUUCUUCUAGUUGACCAAGGCGCCAAAGCUGAGAUUUCCAAAGACCAAAUCGAUCCAAUCCAAUUGUCUGUGUUUGGUCACAGGUUUAUGUCCAUUGCAGAGCAAAUGGGUAGAACUUUGCAACAGACAUCUAUCUCAACAAACAUUAAGGAAAGAUUGGACUUUUCAUGUGCUCUUUUCGAUAAGGAAGGUGACUUGGUGGCUAACGCUCCUCACGUUCCAAUUCAUUUGGGUGCCAUGUCGUUUGCUGUGAAAGCUCAGAAAGAAAUGUGGGACGGUAAGCUCGAACAAGGCGAUGUGCUUGUCACCAACCACCCUUGUGCUGGUGGCUCACAUCUUCCUGACAUCACUGUUAUAACGCCAGUCAUCAACGACGAUGGCAAAAUUCUCUUUUGGACAGCUUCUCGUGGUCAUCAUGCUGAUAUCGGGUCAAUUGCAGCAGGAUCUAUGCCUCCCAACUCUAAAACAAUUUACGAUGAGGGAGCGUCGAUAGUGACCCACAAGUUAUGCUCCAAGGGUAAGUUUGACGAGGAAGGCAUCACCAGGCUUUUACUCGAGGAGCCUGCUAAGCAUCCUGGCGGCUCUGGAACCAGAACUUUGAACGACAACAUUUCGGACUUGAAGGCACAAGUGUCAGCAAAUUACAAGGGCAUCACGUUGCUCAAUCGCUUGGUCGAGGAAUACUCGUAUCCUGUGAUCAGUUUGUACAUGAGGGGUAUCCAGCAAACAGCGGAGUUAGCUGUGAGAAAUUUGUUGAAGGAUGCCUAUACUAAGUUUGAUGGGCAGCACUUGAAGGCAAAGGACUACUUGGACGAUGGAACGCCAAUUGCGGUUGAGAUCGAAAUCGACCCAAAAACAGGCGAUGCUGUAUUUGACUUUAGGGAAACUGGGGACGAGAUGUACGGUAACUUGAAUGCACCCAAGGCGAUCUUGUACUCAGCUGUACUUUACGUCUUGCGUUCGUUGAUCAGCUCUGAUAUCCCCUUGAACAACGGAUGCCUCCAUCCAAUCAAGUUUUUGACCAGACCCAGCUCUGUUGUUGAUCCGUCAUAUGAGGCUGCCGUUGUUGGAGGUAACGUUGAAACGACUCAGAGAAUCGUGGACGUCAUGUUGAAGGCAUUUGAAGCCGCUGCUGCUUCACAGGGAACUUGCAACAAUUUCACACCAUCUGCGGUGGUGCUGGAGCAGGACCUACCUGGGACGGGCAAAGUGCCGUUCAAUGCCACGACCAACACCAGAAUCACUGAUACUGAGCUUUUUGAAAAGAGGUACCCUGUCAUCGUUCAUGAAUACAGCAUCAGACAAGGCUCUGGCGGCGCUGGAGCACACAGAGGUGGCGAUGGUGUCAUUCGAGACAUUGAGUUCACGUACGACGACCUCGAGGUGUCUUGUUUGAUGGAGCGUCGUUCGUUGGCGCCGUUCGGUCUUUUGGGCGGCAAGUCUGGGCUCAGAGGAAGAAACGUCUGGGUUAGAAAGCUGCUGGACGGCAAACACAUCUAUCUUGGUGGCAAGACCACCGUCAGAGUCAAAAAGGGCGACCAUGUCAUUAUAAUGACCCCAGGAGGUGGUGGUUACGGUAAACCUGAGGACGAGGAGCAAGACAGCAAAAGAAGAAAAGUCGACUACAAUAUCAAGAGUGCCAUUCCCACCAUAUUGACUGGGUCUGCUGGCAUGAGACAGCAAGCCCAAGAAACCAAUUGA
Messenger RNA from Candidozyma auris, 3864 nucleotides. It is a transcript of the gene HYU1, whose product is annotated as 5-oxoprolinase. Gene Ontology annotation, cellular component: cytosol. Gene Ontology annotation, biological process: glutathione metabolic process. Lineage: Eukaryota; Fungi; Ascomycota; Pichiomycetes; Serinales; Metschnikowiaceae. The record is from RefSeq and is a predicted model, not a curated record. The transcript is spliced from 2 exons. Bases 1 to 3864 code for a protein of 1287 amino acids. Gene Ontology annotation, molecular function: 5-oxoprolinase (ATP-hydrolyzing) activity.